CUCCCCAAUAGCUGGGACUAUAGGUAUGCAUCACCACACCUGGCUAAUUUUUUGUAUUACAGUAGAGAUGAGGUUUCACCAUGUUGCCCAGGAUGGUCUUGAACUCCUGAGCUCAAUCUGCGGGCCUCGGCCUCCCAAAGUGCUGAGAUUACAGGCAUAAGCCACCACUCCCGGCCUCCAGUUUAACCAUUUUCAAAUGUACAAUUCACUGGCAUUUAAAGCAACCAUAGUGUUGGGCAACCAGCACCCCAAAAUUCCACUUACUCUUCAACCCUUCAAUACAGGAGUCCACCAGGUGCCAGCCGCUCUGCUGAACACACUUACACACACGAGCUCAUUUCAUCUUCACAGAAAACCUAUGAGGUUCGAAUAUUGUUACCUUCUACAGAUGAGACUACUGAGACUCAGAGAGGUUUGGUGCCCCAGCUAAUACCUGGGGGUGCUAGGAUUCCACAGUCCACUUCCUCUAGAGGCUGAGGCUUGUCUCUUUGCCACCUCCGUCUCACCAGGGCCUGGCACGUUAUAUGAUUCCAGCCCAUACUAGUUCCAACCUCUUUCUCCACAUCAAUUUCAGUCAGUGGGCACAGAUCACGCAAGGACCGGAUGAAAAAGUGCAGCACUGUUGAUCCCACCCAGGCUCAGUGCGGCCCAUAUGAUCUUAGUCUGCUUCCAGAGGAGUGCACCCCCCACUGGGGGAGGCAGUGAGCCUGCUCUGCACGAGGAUCAGACCCAGGCUGGGACCCUCAGCCUCCAGUUCCAGGGACCACACAUCGUAAGGAUUAUUGACCAUCCAGGAAAAGCCCAGAAGAUGGCAGGAUGAUGACCAGGAUGGAGGGGUUCUGGAGGGAGUACUGUCUUCAACCUUCAAUUUCAAGGAUCAUCAGGGACAGAUGACAAGAACCUGGGCUCCUCUAGCAGACCAGGGGAGGGACGUGACCGGGAGUCAGACUUGGUUCAAAAUUAUAUGUUUCCAGUAAUCAGAGAAGCUGAACAGUAAGAAAAGAUACUUUAAGAGACAGUGAGGGCCAGGAAUGGUGAUUCACGCCUGUAAUUCCAGCACUUUGGGAGACUGAGGCAGGCAGAUUGCUCAGCAGUUCGAAACUAACCUUGGCAAUGUGGCAAAACUCCAUCUCUACAAAAAUACAAAUUAGCUGGGUUUGGUGGUGCACACCUGUAAUCCCAGGUACUCAGCAGGCAAAAGUGGGAGGAUCAUUUAAGGCUGGGUGGCUGAGGUUACAGUGAGCCAAGUUAGAGCCACUGCUCUCCAGCCUGGGUGACAGAGUGAAAUCCUGUCUCAAAAAAAAAAAGAGGGAAAGAAAGACAGAACCCCCCGCCAAAAAAAAAUUGAUAAGAAACUUUUAGGAAAGGGAAAAUUUGAAUAUAAACUGUAUUUAAGAUGACAUUGUUGGUUGGGCAUGGUGGCUCAUGCCUGUAAUCCCAGCACUUUGGGAGGCUGAGGUGGGUGGACUGCUUGAGCCCAGGACUUCAAGACCAGCCUGGUCAACAUGGCAAAACCCCAUCUCUAUUAAAAACACAAAAAUUAGCUGGACAUGGUGGCGGGCACCUGUAAUCCCAGCUACUCUGAAGGCUGAGGCAUGAGAAUCGCUUGAACCUGGGAAGCGGAGGUUGCAGUGAGCCGAGAUCAUGCCACUGCACUCCAGGCUGGGCGACAGAGCAAGACUCGGUCUCAAGAGAAAAAAAAAUGACAUCGUUGAAUCCAUGUAAAUCUUCUUGGACUGAGGAUGGUGUUUGGCCAAACAGGAGUACACACGCCUGCAGUAUCUAGGAAAGUCAUGAGCUGCUGUUUACCUUCAAAUGGGUCACUGAAAGUGAGUAUGUGUGUGUGUGCGCGUGUGCACAUGUGUGUAUGGAGAAAGCACGCACACAGAUAAGGUAACAUGUAUUCUGGACAAUAUCAGUGAGGGGUAUGUGAUGCCCAUUAUACUACUACUCUGAAGUUUGCAAUUUCCUACAAUAGAAAGUUGUGGGAAGCGGAAAUACAGAACAAAAGGGGGAUGGGGAGAAAGAACUAUUUUUUGGCUGUGUUUUUUAAAUUUACCUGAUAAGGAUCACAUGGGUGCUCAUUCAACUUCCAGGUACAGGUAAGCAAGGUAAAUUACAUGCACAAGCACACAUAUGCACAUGCACACUCAUAUACACAAACGCAUGCACUCAUACACAUACAUAUGUGCCCAUGCACUCAUGCACACAUGCACUCAUACGCACACACAUACAGGCAUACACAUGCACUGAAAUGCAUGCACACACACACCAACACGCACACGAAAACACACACUGUUGCCUCCAGGGAAAAAGCUUCAGAAGCCAUCUGUUUCUACAUCCUGCUUUUAUACGUGGAUUCCAAAACUCUGUUCUUCUAAACCCAGGGACAAUCCUGUUUAGAGGCUGGCCGAGGAGGUGGGGGACAGAACCGCUGGGACCCAAAGAAUCCAAUAUGCUUGAACUUGAUGCCAGUGUCAGCCUUGACGCUCUCACCCAGACAGCAGAAGUGGCGGCUCCUCCACCUGUGCCCCGACAGUGCCACCAGAAUAACGUCUGCCACCCUCCCUGCCUGUGGCUCACCUGAACCCAGAACCGUGCCCCCUGCACGCACCUGACACACCCAGGUAAUGUCCCCGUUUGUGUUAUCUCUUGCUUUAUAACAAAUAGCCAUUGUAUUAGUUCUCAUGAUUCUCUGGGUCAAGAAUGUGGCCAGGACACACACACUGGUAACUGCCAGGGCUGGACCCUCCAGGCUGGCUCAUUCAUUCUCAGGUCUGAUGACGCUCAGGCUGAGAUGGUUGAAAUGGUUUGCCAAGGGAGCCUCAGGUCUCUCUGCCACCCUGUUCCCUGCUUCUCCGUCUCCAUGUGGCCUCUUCAUGGGUCUCUCUGGAUGACGAAUAGGCAACAGGAAGGAAGGAAGAGCUGCCAGAUCUCUCAGGCCUGGGUGUAAGCACCCCUCCUGCAUCUGGAACCCCUGGCACGGUAACCUAGGGAAAGGCUCACACUUCUCACUCACUCCACCACCUGGCCUACCUCAGUGACCUCAGAGGGUCUGCUGAGCCCGGGGAUGGGCAGUCAUCCCUGUCCCCUGCCUGUCCUGGAGGCACACUGGAAAGCCACCAAUGGGCCUCUGUAGCGGCAAGAGGCAGGAGAGAAGCACCACUGCAAUGCAGCCGUCACUCUUGGUGACUCCAGCCCUUUCCAUCCUCAGCCCAUCCAUCCAGGUUUGGGUCCUGCAAGCCAAUUCUCAAGUUUGGCCCCAUUGAUAAGAGCCAGAGGCACUGCUGUUUUCAUUGUGGCCAUUUUAAGGCAAGUCAAGAGUGAUUCAGGCUCUUUCUGUUGGUAGAAGAUUGUGAGGAAGACGGUGUGGCAGGUGCUGUGAGACGCUGACCUCGUAAGUGUUGUACGAAUCAUUCAGACGAAACUUCUGUUUUGUUCUAUUGGUCAAAGCCAACCAUAGGCAUGCCCGGAUUCAAGGGAAGGGAUAUGAGUCUACCUCAGCCUGCUCCUGACUCAGAGUUCUGUUUGCCUCAGAACUCAGCUACUCUCCCUUGGGAUUCACUAUAUCCCAACAGCCUCUAUGCCUCCCGACUCGUGGCAAUCACCCACUCACUCAUUCAUUCAUUCAACAAAUAUUAAUUGAACAUCUACCCGUGCCUGAUAGUAUGCUAGUCACUGAAUAUGUAGCAGUAAACCAGGUGGCAUAAGACUGUCCCCAGGGAGCCUCCACCCUAAGGAGGGAGACAGAAAAUCAAGACAUAAAUGAGGAAACUCUACAUGAUGGUCAGGCAUGAUAUGCUGUGAUUCCAGCACUUUGGGAGGCUGAGGCGGGAGAAUCACUUGAGCCCAGGAGUUUGAGUCUAGCCAGGACAAUAUAAGAAGACCUUGUCUCUAUGAGAAAAGGAAAAGGCUAGCUGGGCAUGGUGGCACGUGCCUGUGAUCCCAGCUACUCGGGAAGCCGAGGUGGAGGAUCACUUGAGACCAGGAGGUGGAGGCUGCAGUGAGCUUGCUACUGCACUGCAGCCGCUCCAGCCCGGAUGAGGUAGUGAGACCCUGUCUCAAAAACAAAAGCAAAGCGAAGCAGAAAAGAUGGAUAAGGAGAGGCAGAGACAGGGUUGGGCCUGCAGUUUGAACUAGGAUGGUUAGGGGGUGUGGAACAAGCCAGCCACGUGGAUACCUGGGUAGGGGUGUCCCUGGUAGGGCAGGGACAUGUCCAAAAGUGGCAGCCAGGGCAUGGACAGUGUUCAGAUUGGGGAGGACAAGGGGAAGCAGGGGUGGAGGUGUAGUCAGAUGACUUGGGGGCCUAGGGAAAGACUUGGGGUUCACUCUGAGUGAGAUUAGCAGCCAGUAAGGGAUUUGGGCAGAGGAGCCACAGGAUUCGACUAGGGCCAGCAGGCUGAUGUCAGCUGUGGAUUCGUGCACCUGCUUUGACUGUGUGCAAAACACCUAUCUUCCUGGGUUAAACCGUUAGCAUUGGAGGCUAGAGCUGUGAAACUGAAUGUAGCCUUUCACUUAGUAAUCCCAUGCCUGGGGAGAGAAUUUAAUAAAACAGUAUUAUUCAGGAGUCUCAAGUUUUCCAUGAGAAUUAAAAAAAAACAAACAAACAGAGUUUCACCCUAGUUACAGCCCAGGCUGGAGUGUAAUGGCAUGACCUCGGCUCACCGCAACUUCUGCCUCCCAGGUUCAAGCGAUUCUCCUGCCUCAGCCUCCCGAGUAGCUGGGAUUACAGGCAUGCACCACCACACCCAGCUAGUUUUGUAUUUUAAGUAGAGAUGGGGUUUCUGCAUAUUGGUUAGGCUGGUCUCGAACUCCCGAGCUCAGGUGAUUCACUUGCCUCAGCCUUCUGAAGGGCUGGGAUUACAGGCAUGAGCCACCGUGCCUGGCCUAAUUUUGUGUUUUUAGGAGCGGAACAUAUAUUCCACUCCUAAUCUAUGUUUUCUGCUUUGCUUUGUUUUUGUUUUUGAGACAGGGUCUCACUACCUCAUCCGGGCUGGAGCGGAUGCAGCCUCCACCUCCGGGUCUCAAGCGAUCCUCCCACCUUGGCUUCCCAAGUAGCUGGGACUACAGGCACAUGCCACCAUGCCCGGCUAAAUUUUUUUUUUUUUUCUCAUAGAGACAAGGUCUUCUUAUGUUGUCCUGGCUAGUCUCAAACUCCUGGGCUCAAGUGAUCCUCCCACCUCAGCCUCCCAAAGUGCCUGACACACCAUGUAGAGUUUCCUCAUAUUUGUCUUUAUUACCUCCUAUCUCAACACCACAUUUAAUUCCAGCAGCAGACUCAGGUAGUAUCGCUUUAAAUGCAACGAGCUGAGCUAAUAUGGGAAGAAUUAGCUUAAUUUCUUAAUUUCGAGUUAAUUAUUACCCACCUAGCCCAUGAGGACUUGCACCAUCAGGUAAGUUCCUACAUCUAUGCCAUAAGGAGCAGUUGGGUUUCAGCAAAGCGUUCUCUUAUCUUAUCAAACUUGUUGGUUUUAACUCUGUGUUUUGAAGUUGUAUUUUGAUUUAAUUAGCAAUUUCAUUUUGAUUAUACAGUUAUAUCAUGUGUACCCCUUCUACUUAGUUUUAUGACCACAAUAUUAUAAUUAAACGUUAUUUAAUUCAACAGUGAAGGGCAGUGAAAUAACUAUUUUCCCUUAAAAGUUACCUGAGUGCUACUCAAGUGCGCACAACACUGCAAUAACUAACAGCGUGGUGCAUGGGGCGAUUCACAGCAGCCUUUCCAGUGCGCCACCUGCAGCCACCCACUCAGGAAGGGCAGAGCAUUCCUUGGCUGCCACAGGCAAUCAAGGUAUCAAACAGCUAGUUGUGACCUGCCCAGGCCAUUCAUGGUGGUCACCAGGGCUCCUCCGUGCACAGGCCCUGGCAGGAUGGUCCAGCCAGGAUUCAGGAAUGUCCAGUUCAUUUAUGCUGGUGGUGAGCACAUCACCGGGAACAGCACGCAGGGUUGUGUCCAAACUAGUUUUCUGGCUCUCAGGCUCAGGGCAUACACUCUCUCUCCUUCCUUCCUUCCUUCCUUCCUUCCUUCCUUCCUUCCUUCCUUCCUUCCUUCCUUCCCUCCCUCUUUUCUUCCUUUCUUUCUUCUUCCCUUCCUUCCUUCUUUCCUUUCUUCCCUUCCUUCCUUCUUUCCUUCCUCCCUCCCCCCUCCUUCCCUCUCUCUCCUUCCUUCCUUCUUUCUUUCCUUUUUUUCUCUUUCUUUCUUUUCUUCCUUUCUUUCCUUCCUUCUUUCAUUCAUUUUCUUUUUUUUGACACAGCAUCCUGCUCUGUUACCCAGGCUGUGGUGCAAUCACAGCUCACUGCAGCCUCGAUCUCCCAAGAUUCAAGCAAUCCUCCUGCCUUGGCCUCCCAAGUAGCUGAAACUACAGGUGUGCACCACCACACCCAGCUAACUGUUGUUUUGGGGGGGUUUUGUUAUUGUUUUUGUUGUUGUAGAGAAAGGAUAUCAUUUUGCUGCCCAGGAUUGUUUCAAACUCCUAGGCUCAAGCGAUCCCACCUGCCUCAGCCUCCCAAAGUGCUGGGAUUACAGGCAUGAACCACCACACCCAGCCAUGCACUCUUCUUUUCUUUCAUGUUUGUUUGAGAUGGAGUUUCUGUCUCGUCACCCAGGCUGGAGUGCAGUGGCAUGAUCUGGGCUCACUGCAACCUCCACCUCCCAGGUUCAAGUGAUUCUCCUGCUUCACCUUUCCAUGCAGCUGGGAUUACAGGUGCCCACCACCACACCUGCCUAAUUUUUGUAUUUUUAUUAGAGACAGGUUUUUGCCAUGUUGGCCAGGAUAGUCUCGAACUUCUGACCUCAGGUGAUCCUCCUGCCUCGGCCUCCCAAAGUGCUGGGAUUACAGGUGUGCACCACCACGCCCGGCCAUGCACUCUUGAUUAUCACUCCCACUCUCUGUCAUCAGCUCUCUACCAUCUCCUCCAAGUACCUUUACAGCUCCCCUGACUGGCAGGGCCACGAGAAGUUAACACCCCGGCUCCUCCACAUCACCCUGCCUCCCUUCCUAGUGUCUGCUGCUUAUGACACAACCUGCCUGCCUGAGCCAGGUCUGCCUAAUCCUGUUGCUUUCAUUCUUUCUUUUCCUACCAGCCAAGGGUAACGUGACAGGGGUUCCUGACCAAGCAGCUCUGCCCGCAGAAUCUCAUCUUUCUAUGGCGAGACCCUCAUCCAUAGUAGGUUACCAGGAUUCACCUGAGGCUUGCUCCCACGCCUGACUCAGUCAGUGCCCUUCCUGCUCACUGAUCCCCAAAUCCUGAGAAUCUGGGCCUUGAGGCAAACACUUCUAGAAUACAGGAAACCAAAUUAUAAACAAAGCUUCCGUCUCCAGCCUUUGCACUCAUCUCAACAGUUCCUGUGGGAACACGGGGAUCCCUCUGUAGAUGACAUGGUCUACUUUAAUGCCAACUACAUGAUUAAGUUCAACAAAUCCAACAUCCACUCCACUCAACAACUGUUUUCUGGAUAUUUGCAAUAUCUCAGGAGCUCUGACACACACGAGCCAGUGUAUCAGGACACAAUGGAGCGAUACUCCCAGAGGGCGGGAAUGCCACCUCCGCGUUAGACAAUGGUCUCCUGACUGUCGAUCAGUUCCUCUGUGGUGCUCCGAUAGAAUAAAGCAAAGUUGUGCAUGAAGCGCUGUAGGGAACGGCUGGGGUUCUUUAGCAAGAGCUUAAAUCCUCGGCCUGGAGAUGCGAGUGAGUAGUAGUGAAGUGUUUACUUUGGUGCAAUUCCAAAGAAGAAAUUCCCAAGUCCUUUAUGCUAGAAAUUGGGGAAAUGGAAUAACACUUCUAUCUUGUGGCCUUUCAGGGUAUUACAAGUGAAUUCAACUACCUGCUAUUUUGUGAUUCUGGGUACAAUUGAUCAGAUCUGGGCGAGAACUUGAGAGGUACUUUGAUUCCUUCCUCUGCCUUCACCCAGACGUGAAAGUCCCCUAUUAGCUCCACGACUUCCUCUUAGUAACUGUCCAGAGAGGUGAAGAGACUUGGCCGAGGCCACCCAGCUAAUACGCACAGUCUCAUACCUGAGGCUCUUGGAACCCACUUGUCACUCUCUAGGAAGGGAAAAAAAACUUCUUCAAAAACAAUCCGACCAAUUAUGAAAAAGACAAAAGCAGAGGAGACCCGGUAGAGACCGCGGAAGGACCCACCCUUCCCAGCACCUUCACUCAGCACGCGGUGGACACGACUGUCUCAUGCCCGGGGCGGCUGCUUCUCUGGGUGAUGGGACAUCUUUGGGGCACCCAGGAAAGCCCUGGGACCGAGUAGCUCAUUGCUUCCACCCGUUUCGGUUCAGGCCAGGUAAAUGCCUUUUAUUAAAAUACAUUUUAAACCUCUCAUGGCAGAAUGAACGUCCGCAGAGGCCAAGGGUGUGCGGGCCCGCGAGUGCUUGGAACCGCUCCCCGGAGGAGGCCGGAGAGAUGCCCGCAGCGCCUCGGGCAGUGCAGAGAGCAGAAGCCGCAGGCUGCUGGGACUGGGGCAAGCUUCCAUCCACUUAGGCGCUCAACAAAUAAUUAUCAGGCUCCUUCUACGUGUCAAAUCAAGCCCUUACACAGGGUCGACUAACAGCUUCUGUGCGGAUGGGAGGAGACCGGUGAUCACAAACAAGGAGUAAGAUCGUUUCUGAUAGGCCUGGGAUGUGGGGAGCGAUGAUGGAGCGUCUGCUCUCAGGAGAGACCUUGGACCCAGUCUUGAAGUGUGAGGAGUCGGUUGGAGAAGAGGGGAAAGGACAUUCCGAGCCGAGCCAGCUCCGGGUGUAGACGGGCGCGAAGCACUGGAGGUGGGAGGAAGCGCAACGUGGCGCCGCCCCGCUCGCUGCGCUUUUCUCCUUCCAGGAGGGGGCGCUGGUGCGCGGGCCUGGCCCGCCUGUUCCCUGGCAGCGCCGGUGGUUUCCUCCCUCCCGAGUCACCCCGUUCAGUUUAGCUUCUCCAAAGCUGCAAGGAAAGGUAAAGAUGAGCAGUGCCGGGCGCGGUGGCUCACGCCUGUAAUCCCAGCACUUUGGGAGGCCGAGGCGGGUGGAUCACGAGGUCAAGAUAUCGAGACCACCCUAGUCAACAUGGUGAAACCCCGUCUCUACUAAAGAUACAAAAAAUUAGCUGGGCAUGGUGGCGCGUGCCUGUAAUCCCAGCUACUCAGGGGGCUGAGGCAGGAGAAUUGCCUGAACCCAAGAGGCAGAGGUUGCGGUGAGCCGAGAUGGCGCCAUUGCACUCCAGCCUGGGUAACAAGAGCGAAACUCCGUCUCAAAAAAAAAAAAGAUGGGCAGUGAAGAAAGAGUAGAAUGGGGAGGGUGGAAGCCUAGCAGACUAGAGGUGCGUCCAAAGUCAUCACUCACAUCUCUUGUUUCAUUGUUCACGUAGGAGGCUUGUAUGUAUAUACAUAUUUUAAACUCUUUAUUAUGUAAAAUUUCAAUCUCAAACACAAUGAGAGAGAAAAGAUCCUUGACACCCAUGAUCCCCAUCACCCACAUCAACAACCACCAACUUUAGUUCUCAGUUCUACUCCCUCUUUUCAUUCGUUCAUUAAAAAACAAACAAAAACUUUCACCAAAGCCUUUAAAAGCAAAUCCAAGACAUUAACUCGCUUCUCCUGUAAAUGCCUCACAGUAUAUCUCUAGCAGGAUUAUUUCUUAAUUAAACAUCCACAAGACCAUUGUCAUAACAAACUAAAUAACAACCUGUUAAUAUAUUCUAGUUCUAUAUAUUGGUUUUUAAACAUUUUAUCUUCAAAAUAAUUCCAAACGUCCACAGAAGUCCACAGUGCACAGCUGGUGGUUCCAGCUACCUUGGAGGCUGGGUCGACGAUCGCUUGAGUUCAGCAGGUUGAGGCUGCCGUGAGCUAUAAUGGCACUAUGUGUUCCAGCCUGGGUGACAGUGAGACCCUGUCUCAAAAAAAUUGUUUUGAAAAAGGACUAACAAAUAAACCAUUCCUUAUGCUAAAGAAACAUAAAAGAUUGGUAAAAUAGGCUGGGCGUGGUGGCUCAUGCCUGUAAUCCCAGCACUUUGGGAUUUCCUGACCUGAGGUCAGGAGUUCGAGACCAGCUUGACCAACAUGGCAAAACCCCAUCUCUACUGAAAAUACAAAAAUGAGCUGGGGUGGUGGUGGACACCUGUAACCCCAGAUACUCAGAAAACUGAGGCAGGAGAAUCGCUUGAACCUGGGAGGCGGAGGUUGCAGUGAGCCAAGAUCGUGCCACUGCACUCUAGCCUGAGCAACAAGAGCAAAAAUCUGUCUCAAAAAAUAAAAAAGAAUGCCAGAAAAUAUAGCUUACUUCAAUAUCAAAAGCCACAAAGGAAAAUACACCAAAUGUUACAGUAGAACACUACUCAGCUAAGCAGUUGGAUUGGAGAAAUUUCUGUAAAUCCGUGCAGCUCUUACGAUAGUGUCAGAUCUCAAGAAUAAAGCACAAGAGACAUGACACAGGCAGUGACAUCUCUGUGGCAACCCGGUCAUCUCGGGGGGCUCUCCAUUGUCAUGUGACAUAUGCUUUCAGGGAUACACGCAUGCACACAGCCCCCCACAGCAACUCCCCAUCACCCAUGCAGUCCCAGAGCUGUGCCUUUAAAAGCAAACAUAGUUCUAUUUCAGUUUGAGUUUAAGAAUCUGCAGCUGGUAGAAAAGCUGGAAACAGAAAUGCCAGUUCAAAAGUGACUUUCCAUAACCCAGAAAAUGUACUUUCUCCUUUAAGUCCAGGUAGAGAGACAAGAUGUGUAUGGAGAAGAGGAUCUUCUUUAGUAAAUGCUUGAAAGUUUUUGUAUUUUUUAAAUGAUACUCAUUUUUUUUCCUCCCUUUCCCUUGAGCAGAUAAAUUCUCUUAACAUGACUAGUUCAUCUGCCUGGGUUGGAAUCCCAGCUACGUCACUUACAAACUGUCUAACUUCUCUGUAAUGUCCGUCUCAUUUUUAGGCUAAUAAUGAUAAUGCCUGUCUGAUUGUGUUGUAAGGAUUAAAGGAGUUUGCACAUACAAACACUUGGAACUGUGUCUGGCACGUAACAAUUUAUUUUCUUUCUUUCUUUCUUUUGAGGCACGGUCUCUCUCCAUAACCCAGGCUACAGCGCAGCAGCACAACCUUGGCUCGCCAUGACCGCCGCCUCCCGGAGGUCAUCCCCAUCAGUCAUCCCAGGUAACACAUUCCCACUAUAGAAUAUAGGAAGAUACAGAGAAGUUUGAAAACGGAUUCUCUGUCCAUGAAGCGCCGUGGGAUCCUCAUGCCCGGCUAACCCGAAACUCUAAGCCUGUUCCCUGGAAUCUUCCAUCUGGAUGGAGGAGAGAAAGUUGACCUGGAGUGAGGUGCAACAUAAGGACGACAUGUGCAUCCGGACCAGCUCUCCCUCGGAGAGCACAGGCGGCCUGAGGACUCAGGGCGGGCAGCCUGGAGGAGGUGUGGGCCCCUCGCUCCAGUGUCGUGUGUGCGGGGACAGCAGCAGCGGGAAGCACUAUGGCAUCUACGCCUGCAAUGGCUGCAGCGGCUUCUUCAAGAGGAGCGUGCGGCGGAGGCUCAUCUACAGGUGCCAGGUGGGGGCAGGGAUGUGCCCCGUGGACAAGGCCCAUCGCAACCAGUGCCAGGCCUGCCGGCUGAAGAAGUGCCUGCAGGCGGGCAUGAACCAGGAUGCCGUGCAGAACGAGCGCCAGCCCCGAAGCACAGCCCAGGUCCGCCUGGACAGCAUGGAGUCCAACUCUGAGCCCCGGCCGGAGCCCCUGGUGGCUCCCCCGGCCCCAGCAGGGCCCAGCCCACGGGGCCCCACGCCCAUGUCUGCAGCCAGAGCCCUGGGCCACCACUUCAUGGCCAGCCUUAUAACAGCCGAGACCUGUGCUAAGCUGGAGCCAGAGGAUGCUGAUGAGAAUAUUGAUGUCACCAGCAAUGACCCUGAGUUCCCCUCCUCUCCAUUCUCCUCUUCCUCCCCCUGCGGCCUGGACAGCAUUCAUGAGACGUCAGCUCGCCUGCUCUUCAUGUCCGUCAAGUGGGCCAAGAACCUGCCCGUGUUCUCCAGCCUGCCCUUCCGGGAUCAGGUGAUCCUGCUGGAAGAGGCAUGGAGUGAACUCUUCCUCCUCGGGGCCAUCCAGUGGUCUCUGCCUCUGGACAGCUGUCCUCUGCUGGCACCGCCUGAGGCCUCUGCUGCCGGUGGUGCCCCGGGCCGGCUCACGCUGGCCAGCAUGGAGACGCGCGUCCUGCAGGAAACUAUCUCUCGCUUCCGGGCAUUGGCAGUGGAUCCCACGGAGUUCGCCUGCAUGAAGGCCCUCGUCCUCUUCAAGCCAGAGACACGGGGCCUGAAGGAUCCUGAGCACGUGGAGGCCUUGCAGGACCAGUCCCAAGUGAUGCUGAGCCAGCACAGCAAGGCCCAUCACCCCAGCCAGCCCAUGAGGUUUGGGAAGUUGCUGCUACUCCUCCCGUCUUUGAGGUUCAUCACCGCGGAACGCAUCGAGCUGCUCUUUUUUCGCAAGACCAUAGGGAAUACUCCAAUGGAGAAGCUCCUUUGUGAUAUGUUCAAAAACUAGUGCAAGCAGACGUGAAAUGUUUCCAAGCACUCUGGAGAACGAUCUACUGAAGUGAAACAUUUGCCUACUCUUUGCCCCAGCCAUUCUGCUUGUAGGUAGGUGUGUGUACCCAGCAGAGAUGCUCACCAAAAGAUAUUGUAAGAAUAUUCAUAGCAGCUUUAUUCAUAAUAGCCCCAAACUAUCCAUUGAUGGUAGGAUGAAUUAACACAUUGUGGUACAUUCAUAUAAUGAAAACUAAUUUAAAAAGAAUGAAUUACGGAUACAUGUGACAACAUGGGUAAACAUGGGUCACAGACCUAAAAGUUGAAUGAAAGAAGCCAGGCCGAAGUUCCAUUUAUGCAGAGUUCAAGCACAGGCAAGAUUAACUGAUGGUGACCCAAGUUAGAAUAGUGAUUACUUCCAGGUGGUGGGGGAUUGAUUCUGAAGGGGCCCACGGGAGCCCUCUGGUGGAAUAGAAAUGUUACUGAUUUUGAUCUGAGCAGUAGUUUCACAAAUGUAUUCAUAUGUACAAAUUCAAUGAGCUGUGCACUUUAUUUUGUUAGACCUCAAUAAAAAAGU
This is a messenger RNA of Callithrix jacchus (white-tufted-ear marmoset), 13038 nucleotides long. NCBI's taxonomy places the organism in Eukaryota, Metazoa, Chordata, Mammalia, Primates, Cebidae. The record is from RefSeq and is a predicted model, not a curated record.